Phytophthora infestans T30-4 is the source of this 870-nucleotide messenger RNA. RefSeq lists its product as uncharacterized. The record is from RefSeq and is a predicted model, not a curated record. The transcript has 2 exons. NCBI's taxonomy places the organism in Eukaryota, Oomycota, Peronosporomycetes, Peronosporales, Peronosporaceae. Bases 1 to 870 code for a protein of 289 amino acids.
AUGCUUAUUGAUGUGUACGGGACGUGUGUAUGUCCCCAUUUUUCCCGAGUUAUUGCUCCGCUUGGAGCUAGGAAAGAAGCUAACCGACUGGAUUCAUCGGCACAAGAGUCUCGUCGGUAUGAAAAGACGAGACGCAGCCGAGAGUUGUGCUCAGAUGGACGUGUUGUGCUGCCUGGCUUCGAGCUGGCGGUCUCCAAGGAGAAGCCACCCAAGGCAGUGAACUUGCGUCUCUCUGUACCGUCAGACUUCAAGGCAUAUCACCGCUUUGCCGACGAAGAUCAGGUUGACGCUGUGACAACUCUAAAUACCCGACAACCCUUGAAGAAAGGCAGUGGUGAUGACCUCCACCACUGCCUUUCACCAAUGACUGUCGGGUUUCGGGCUACUAUCUCUGCGUCUAUUGCAAAGAGAUUUGUGUCGUCAAAAUCGACUUUGGACGAGGAUAAAAAUGACGCAAUUAUUCCUGAACAACCUCAAGCUACGCUGUCGCGGAGGUCGCAGAGUUUGUGGAUUCCCAAGUCACUUCUGUGCAAACGCUUCCACGUUAAGUGUGCCGGACCCACAGGAUCUAGCGGAAAGGGUGAUGAAGACGAUAAAAAGCCAGACUUGUUUGAUAAGGAGAUUGUUCCGCAUUUGAUGGAAUUUGCAGCCGAUCGAGCUGCUCAACGGCAGUCAAAGGCUAGUGCAGAGGAAGAAAAGAAGAAGCGCAAAAAACAUAAGAAACACCACAAACACCGCUCGUCGCGAGACGAUAAGGACAAGAAAAAGGACAAAAAAGACCGAAAGUCGGAUAAACAUCGCUCGUCGCGGCACUCAAGGCGACGUCGAAGUCGGAGUGCGGAACGAAAUUCUCGUAGUAGACGGCACUGA